Messenger RNA from Monomorium pharaonis (pharaoh ant), 1678 nucleotides. RefSeq names its product odorant receptor 49b. The coding region runs from base 326 to 1537 and encodes 403 amino acids. The record is from RefSeq and is a predicted model, not a curated record. The transcript is spliced from 5 exons. Gene Ontology annotation, cellular component: plasma membrane. Gene Ontology annotation, biological process: detection of chemical stimulus involved in sensory perception of smell; sensory perception of smell. Gene Ontology annotation, molecular function: odorant binding; olfactory receptor activity. Lineage: Eukaryota; Metazoa; Arthropoda; Insecta; Hymenoptera; Formicidae.
UUCCGUAUAGAGUCAUCCUCUGAAAAGACCUCUACUCCUUCAGCCAACGUAAAAGAAUAAAGCUCCGAGAGCUCGGAGAGUGCAAAGCACCGUCAUAGCGCAUGCGUUGCCGCUGAAAUUGCAUGCGUUUUCCUCGCCAUUAAAACUUUCAGCGAUUCUUACAGAUUGUCCGCGGAAAAUCGUCGCGAAUAGAUGCAAAUUACGCACGCGAGGGUCCGCGAUUGAUUCUCGCAGGACACGCUCGUGUCCGCCAGUCGUCGAGAAUAUUCGCAUUGCGUCUAUAUUCUAUAUAAAAGUAAAUUACAAACCAAAAGUUCUGAGAGUGAUGUCGGAAGACCUUAUGCUAUUUCAAAAUCACAAUUAUAAGGCUGAUACCGAGUAUGUGGUGAAGGUGGCAAAGACUUUAUUAACACCUGUCGGCAUUUGGCCGCUCUAUCGAGGCAACUCGAAGUCCGACAAGAUCAAGAAUUUUUUCCAAACAAGCGUGAUAUUCGGUCUGAUGUGCUUUUUGCUCGUCCCACACGUCAUAUACACCUUCUUCGACGCGGAGGAUCUGAUUAGAUACAUGAAGGUCAUAGCCGCCCAGGUGUUCAGCCUGCUUGCCAUUAUUAAAUUCUGGACGAUGAUCAUCAACAGGGAUGGGAUCAGAUACUGCCUGCAGCAAAUGGAGAUUCAAUAUAAGAACGUGGAGUGCGAGGAGGAUCGGCUGGUGAUGACGAAGAGCGCCAAGAUCGGCAGAUUUUUCACGGUGACAUACUUGGGAUUAUCGUACGGCGGCGCGUUGCCUUAUCACAUAAUCAUGCCGCUGCUAGCUGACAGAAUCGUCAAGGAAGACAAUACGACACAAAUACCAUUGCCUUACCUCAGUGAUUACGUCUUCUUCGUGGUGGAGGACUCGCCGCUGUAUGAGAUUCUCUUCGUCUCGCAAAUCCUGAUCAGCAGUAUUAUCCUUUCCACGAACUGCGGCGUUUAUAGCUUAAUCUCCAGCUGUGUGAUGCACAGUUGCUGCUUGUUCGAAGUCGUACGUAGACAGAUGGAAACAGUUCUCAAAGAUGGGACCAGCGAUCUUCACAGGCGACUCGGGAAAGUAAUCAAGCACCACAUGCAAGCCAUCAAAUUCGCAGAAAUGAUUGAGAAAUCACUAAACAUUGUCUUUUUAUGCGAAAUGGUUGGAUGCACUAUUAUUAUAUGCUUUCUGGAAAUAGGAGUUCUUAAGGAAUGGGAAGACGGAAAGAUUUUAGAGAUGGGUACAUAUUUUGUUUUAAUGACAUCAAUAUUUGUGAACGUUUAUAUUAUAUCAACUAUCGGUGAUCGUCUUAAAGAAGAGAGCGAGAAGGUAGGAGAAUCGUCGUACUCUAUCAAGUGGUAUAAUUUGUCACCAGAAAUCGUAAGGAAUUUAAUUCUGGUGAUGCUCAGAUCAAAUCGCCCGUCAACCUUGACAGCCGCAAAAAUAUUUGAUCUUUCCCUUCAAGGAUUCUGUCAGGUUUGCAAAACCUCAGCGGCGUAUUUCAAUUUUAUACGAACAGUAACCACAUAAGUUCUUAAGCAUUGAAUAUCCCGCAUUAUUAUAUAUCUAUGUAUAAGAAAUAUUGACCUAUACCGUCACAUACUCUUUUUGUUUAACAUCAAUGAAACAGUCACUUAUCUGUCAAACAAUAAAUUAUAUUACUAACAGUUA